This is a messenger RNA of Candidula unifasciata, 1224 nucleotides long. NCBI's taxonomy places the organism in Eukaryota, Metazoa, Mollusca, Gastropoda, Stylommatophora, Geomitridae. The record is from the annotation of a GenBank genome assembly.
AUGCUAUUUUGUUGGAAGAUAUUUCUGUUGAACUGUACCAUUGUUUUCCUGCGCUGUGGCAUUAUUCAUUCCGUACCUGUUGUGUGGAACGCUACUUUAGAAAACUGGAUGGAGUUUUACAAAAGAUAUUGUGGUCGUGUUUGUAAAGGAAGGGUCAUUAAACACGUCAGUUCUUUCGACUGUCAGACUCCCUCUUGUUUCAAAUGUGACUGUGAUCCGAACUGCAUCAUUUACGGGACAUGCUGUCCACCGUUUGAUUCCAACAUUGAUAUGGACAUUAACAACAGAAGCUCACUGAAUGAUUCUGAAACAUUUCCAGCGAGAAAACUCCCAUCACAAGAUCGAUUCUUCUGUAGCGCCUUUCCAGGUUCUGAUAAUUACAUGUAUGUGAUAACAGACUGUUCACCGGAUUAUCUACACAUGGCAAAACAAGGACAAACUAAUGCCAGCUUGAAACUCGUGGAUUCAGACAUAGAAACAGAAGACAGUCUCAGUGUGUCCGAGCGGUGUGUACAUUCUAAAACAGAUACUUUUGACGAUGUGACACCGUACAUUGACUUACAGUACGGCAUAACGUUUAAAAAUGCUUUCUGUGCCAUGUGUAACGGUUACGUCAUUGACAAAAAGAUCAACAAAUUGAUUAACUAUAGUAACUCUAUCAAAGGAAGCAGACAAGUGACUGUAGUAGAGGAUUCUACGACACCAGUAGUGGGUACCGUGUCGGCGUGGACACUGUCAGUAUCGUGCCAUCAUUACCAGCAAUUAUUUCACAUUACUUCAGAAUUGGAACUGUUCAGGUCGGCGCUAGAACUAGGCAGAGAACAAUGUGACGUUGCGUACACACAACCUAAGAUCACAGCGCGAGCCAAACAGUGUGAUCCCAAAUUUCACCGGGUCACCCAGGCAACAUGCUCAAGUUCACGGUCCAGCCUCCAAGGUCACUGUCUGGGGCUCAAAUACAAAUUUCUCCGUGUCUCGGGAGGUCCGACGAUCUUUUGCCACAUGUGCAAUGACGGACUUUUGUCUGCCUCUGACUGUAAUAAAUGGACGCCCCUGGGUAGUGGAAUAUUUUACGACUCUAAAAUUUUCACCAGACCUCACCUGUCACUUUUGCUGGGAGCAUCCAGACUUGAGUCUCACGUCACCGACGGUGUCGAUGUCAGCUGCAAACAUUCGAGUGAAUGGCGAUCAGUUGGGGUGAAUAUUAAUGUCGCACUGGCAUAG